GGGUGGAGGCAGUGUCGUGUGGCGGAAGAGGCCCGAGGAUUUCCGAGGAGAGCGGAAGCGGGGCUGCCGGGGUCGGUCGAGCCCGAGGCAUGGCGGAGACGUCCUCGGAGCGGGAGGUGGAGGCCGAGGCGCUGGCCGCGGCGCGGGAGCGGAGCCGGCUCUUCCUGAGUGGCCUGGAGCUGGUGCAGCAAGGCGCCGAGGCGCGCGUCUUCCGCGGCCGCUUCCAGGGCCGCGCGGCCAUGGUGAAGCAUCGCUUCCCCAAGAGCUACCGGCACCCGGCCCUGGAGGCGAGGCUCGGCCGGCGGAGGACGGUGCAGGAGGCGCGUGCGCUGCUCCGCUGUCGCCGCGCGGGGAUAGCUGCCCCGGUUGUCUUCUUCGUGGACUAUGCUUCUAACUGCUUAUAUAUGGAAGAAAUCGAAGACUCGGUGACUGUUCGAGAUUAUAUCCAAUCCACUAUGGAGACCGAAAAGGACCCCCAGUGCCUCCUGGACUUGGCCAGGAGAAUCGGGCAGAUUCUGGCUAGAAUGCAUGACGAAGACCUCAUUCACGGGGACCUCACCACCUCCAACAUGCUCCUGAAGCAGCCCCUGGAGCAGCUGCACAUUGUGCUCAUCGACUUCGGGCUGAGUUUUGUUUCGGGACUGCCGGAAGAUAAAGGCGUCGACCUCUAUGUCCUGGAGAAGGCCUUCCUCAGCACCCACCCCCACACCGAGACUGUGUUUGAAGCCUUUCUGAAGAGCUAUGGUACUUCAUCCAAAAAGUCCGGUCCAGUGCUGAAGAAGUUAGAUGAAGUGCGCCUGAGAGGGAGAAAGCGGUCCAUGGUCGGGUAGCAGAGUUGCUAUAGUAACUGUCUCCCCCUGAGAAUGCUGUGGGUGUGACUGGGCCUAGGCAGUGGGGUCGUUGAUAAGUGGCCUGCGAUUGUGCUGUGCCACCGUCACCUGCGGUUCACUGUUCUCAGGAGCUUAGUGUGCACAAGGCCUGGUCUAGACAGAACUGGGUGUGUAACUCCGGCUGGCAUCACACUUUCUGUGUAUGCUGAGGAUAAAACCGUGAACUCCUGAUCUCCUGCAUCCAUUGGAGUAUAGGUGUGUGCUGUCUGUCACUCCUGUUUUAUCAAUGCCCAGGGCCUCACACUUGCAGGCAGGUGCUCUACCAACUGAGCUGCAUCCCCAGCCCUAGCCCAGGGUGUUUCAGAUCAAAUCAAAUAGGCUUUCUCCCCAACAGUGGCUUGUGGACCUCAUGCAUUCCAGGUGGCAUUGAUUUGAGAACAGUACUGUAGUCCUGGAGAGAUAACGGCUGGGAUAGUGUUUCUCUCUUCCCUCUAACCUGCUGGGAUUUGGGUGUGUGUACAAAGACUGCUUCAAGCCAGUUUAGUGAGAUAUAACCAUCACUUUGAGAGAGCACAAUAGACUGACUGGGAUACAGUGGACUGCUUUCCGAAGUGUUUUAGGUGUGUAUUUUUACAUGGGUGUAUUUGGAGUUUAUUAUAAAAGGUAUUUUUGAGGGGCUGGAGAGGUGGCCUUUUGCUCCCUCUUCCAAAGGAUUCUAGUCCAGGACUCAGGCUUCAAGGGACCCAGUGGCUCUGCCUCCUCAGGUACCUCUACUUACAUGCAUAUGCCCCUCUUCCCAGACACACACAUACACAUAAUUAAAUAUAGUAUGGAUAAAUUCUUGAAAUAUUUUUGAGAGUCACAAUAAAAAGAUGCAGAAAUAG
Messenger RNA from Arvicola amphibius (Eurasian water vole), 1714 nucleotides. It is a transcript of the gene Tp53rk, whose product is annotated as TP53 regulating kinase. Gene Ontology annotation, biological process: protein phosphorylation. Gene Ontology annotation, molecular function: protein serine/threonine kinase activity; ATP binding. Bases 90 to 830 code for a protein of 246 amino acids. Gene Ontology annotation, cellular component: EKC/KEOPS complex; cytosol; nucleus. The transcript is spliced from 2 exons. The record is from RefSeq and is a predicted model, not a curated record. Lineage: Eukaryota; Metazoa; Chordata; Mammalia; Rodentia; Cricetidae.